Molecule: messenger RNA, 3983 nt
Organism: Salvia miltiorrhiza (redroot sage)
Lineage: Eukaryota; Viridiplantae; Streptophyta; Magnoliopsida; Lamiales; Lamiaceae
Product: receptor kinase-like protein Xa21
Exons: 3
Coding region: 483-3056 (857 amino acids)
Biological process (GO): protein phosphorylation
Molecular function (GO): protein kinase activity; protein binding; ATP binding
Source: RefSeq, a predicted model, not a curated record
GGUUCCAUCCCAAAAUCGCUCUCAAACCUCACAAACCUACAAUUUCUUGACUUAACUUACAAUUCUCUAAGUGGAGAAAUUCCAAAAGAGUUGGGAAGACUUCAAAGUCUACAAACUCUGCAUAUUGAAUACAAUCAUCUCUCCGGUGCAAUACCAUCAGCCAUAUUCAACAUGUCGACCUUGGUGACUAUAGCCUUGACAGGCAAUGAAUUGAGUGGAAGUCUUCCAACAGACAUGUGCAGUAAUCUUCCAUUUCUUGCAGGGAUUUAUCUUUCUGUCAAUCAACUGAGUGGCGCGAUUCCCACAAAUCUAUCCCAAUGUUCACGACUUGAGUAUUUGAGCCUCUCUUACAACUCUUUUAGUGGGGAGAUACCUUCAGAAAUCGGCUACUUAACAUCUCUUCGGGAGUUAUAUCUUGGUGCUAACAAUUUGAAUGGUAUGGUUCAACUUCUUAUCACAUAAAUUUGUGUAAAUGAGAUUUUAUGACAUUUUUUUUGCCAGGAAUACUACCACAUGAGAUUGGCCAUCUUCAGAAUCUGGUUACUUUUCAUGCUGGACAGAACGAGAUUUCGGGCUCAAUUGAUUUCAAUAUUUUCAUGAAUAUGUCUUCUCUGCAAACCUUAGCACUAAGGCGUAACAAAUUCACGGGGAACCUUUCAAGGGAUGUCGGGAAUAUUACUACGCUCACAUAUUUAGACCUCUCGGAAAACCAUUUUACAGGCCUUAUUCCCACUGAAUUUGGCCAACUUUACCAUUUGGAGACAUUAGUACUACAGGGGAACAACUUGAGUGGUUCGAUUCCACAUGAGCUCUUUAACAUUUCAACUCUUCGGAUUCUUUCACUUGCCGUCAAUACCCUGUCAGGGGUUCUUCCAACCCAUUUAUGCCAUGCCUCUCCCUUUCUUGAACAACUUUAUCUUGGCAGUAAUUCUAUCACUGGAGCAAUACCUAACUCCAUCUCUAAUUGUUCUCAACUCAUAAACCUCUCACUUCCUGAUAACAAAUUUAGUGGUUAUAUACCUACUCAUCUCUGCAAAGUAAGACUUCUUCAAAGUCUUCAACUAUUCAGCAACAAUCUUACCCAGGCACCAUCUUCUUCCUUCAUUACUUCAUUGACAAAUUGCAAGUCUCUAACUUAUUUGGAUAUUUCUGAUAAUCCUCUAAAUGGUGUCAUUCCAGCUUCUGUCGGGAACUUAUCUUCCUUACUCGAAAGUUUUUAUGCCUACAACUGCAAAUUUAGUGGCAACAUUCAUGUUGAAAUAGGCAAUCUAAGCAAUUUGAUGACAUUGACGUUGUCAGCAAAUGAGUUAUCUGGUAAUAUUCCACCAACUAUUAGACAUUUGCAUGAACUUCAAGGAUUAGAUCUGUCUGCUAACAGGUUGGGAGGUUCAAUACCACAUGCUAUAUGUGAUCUAUUCAGCCUCAAUACUUUAGUUAUGAGCCAGAAUCAAUUUUCAGGCCCAAUUCCUAAAUGUCUGGGAAAUGUCUCUUCUUUAAGAAAUCUUUAUCUAGACUCCAACAUGUUGAAUUCAAGCAUACCAUCAAACUUAUGGGGCCUAAAUGAUUUGAUCAAUCUUGACUUGUCCUCAAAUUCAUUAAAUGGGUCACUACCUCUAGAGAUGAGUAACUUAGGAGCAGCGAUCUAUAUAAACCUAUCGAUGAAUCAGUUGUCAAAGUCUAUUCCUAGCACUAUUGGGAAGUUGCAGAAUUUGGUUGAUCUGUCUUUGGCAAAUAAUAGACUAGAAGGUUCUAUUCCUGUGUCUAUGGGAAGCAUGAUCAGUUUGGAAAAUCUCGACUUGUCGUACAACAACCUCUCUGGUUCAAUCCCAAAGUCUUUAGAAGCACUUCAACACCUCGACUACUUUAAUGUCUCUUUCAAUAGUUUAAGUGGAGAAAUUCCUAGUGGAGGUUCCUUUAGAAACUUCACUAUGGAUUGUUUUAAGGGUAAUGAGGCAUUGUGUGGAAUCCCCAAGUUCCAUGUUCAAAUUUGCUCUUCAAUUUCUAAUCACGGAUCAAAGAGAGAGAAGGUGGAACGAGCUUCGUUUAUUAUUUUCGGGGUUGUGGCUUUCAUCUCAGUUGUUUCUUUGGUCUGCAUAAUUGUCAGAAACAAAAGGAAAGAUAAAACGACUAGAGAAGUUGAUGAGUUGAUAUUCAUUGUGCCCGAAAUAAUCUCUUAUUAUGAACUGAUGCAAGCAACAGAAAGAUUCGACGAAAGCAAUUUACUUGGCACUGGGAGUUCUUGCUCUGUUUAUAAAGGAAUUCUUAACAAUGGGAAAGAUAUCGCUGUCAAGGUGUUUAAUAUGCAGCUAGAAGGUAUUUCAAGAAUAUUUGAUGUUGAAUGUGAGAUACUACGUAGCAUUCGACACAAAAAUCUGACAAGCGUCAUAAGCAGUUGCUCCAAUGAAGAGUUCAAGGCAUUAGUACUUGAAUAUAUGCCAAAGGGAAACCUUGAAAAAUGGUUAUAUUCCCACAACUAUUGCUUGAAUAUGAUGGAAAGAUUGAAUAUAAUGAUUGAUGUUGCAUCUGCUUUGGAGUAUCUUCACCACGGUUAUUCAAUGCCCAUUGUCCACAGCGACUUGAAGCCUAGUAAUGUGCUGUUAGAUGAAGACAUGGUUGCCCAUGUAAGCGACUUUGGGAUAGCAAAGUUGUUAUGCGAUGGAGAUAGCUUUGUGUUAACCAACACGCUAGCAACAUUGGGUUACAUCGCUCCAGAGUAUGGCUUGGAAGGGCUAGUUUCAACAAGGUGUGAUGUGUAUAGCUACGGGGUGAUGUUGAUUGAAACUUUUACGAGAAAAAGGCCUAGUGAUGAUAUGUUUUGCGGAGAUAUGAGCUUAAAGAGAUGGGUAGAACUCUCACUUUCGGAGAGCCCACAUGAAGUGAUAGAUGCCAACUUAGUCAUGAAUUUGGAGGAAGAAAUGAUUGACAAGAAUAUGCAGUGUGUAUCAUCCAUACUUGAAUUGGCUCUUAAAUGCUCUGUGGACUCUCCCGAGGAUAGAAUCAACAUGAAACAAGCACAUGCAGAGUUGCUGAAAAUCAAACGUCGAUUUUCCCAAUGAGAUUCAAGUAAGCUAUUUCAAAGUUCUAUGUUAUUUCUAAAAGGAUAUCAUAUCCCAAAUUUUCUAUCGCAAAGUUAGCUAAUGGUGUCUUCUUCAUUUGGUGGUCUUAUGAGGCACGCAGUGUUGAUGAUUUUGAAGAGGCAGUAAUUUGGCUCUGGAUAGUGGUGAGGUGGAUGACAUAAAGAAUGGAAAAUUUGGCUUGGUCCGUUUGUUGGUUUUUCCUAUCGUUGUUAAUUCGUUCUUCUUGUUUUAAUGAUGGUCGGUCCUUAGUUAGUAUCCUUGUGCUUUCAAGGGUUUGCUAGGUUUUCUUUUUCGUUUUUCUCCUUUUAUAUAAUCUCUAUUUCAACAACUGACACUCAAGGUUUCUCUAUCCCUCUUUCCUCCUUAUUUUAUGUUCUUUAGUUUACAUAUAAUCUUCUUCGUCACAGCUUUAAAUGCAAAAUCUUUCUUAAAAACGCCUCUGCCUCACCAUUCUCACCAACAAAAACAACCCCUCUCAAAAGAGUUGUGAAAAUUUUGAUAUUCCGCUCGCAGCCGAACUUGAUCAAGCUGCCCAGAAACGCAAACCCGAUCUUCACACGGCAUAGAAGGUAGCAGAAAUUUAUUGUGAUACUCAACGAGCACACAUUCAAUUCGACGUCCCAUUGGCGCAUUCCGUCGAACAUGUAGAGGGUAACUCGGUAAAUUCCCCAAUUUUACAGUGUAACUCAACUUUUCUGGACUAUUAAAUACUAUUAUCGAAAAAGGCACUGAAAACAGUUGCUAUGUGGAUUUCUUUUUGUAUGUUGAUAUCGUGGUCGUGUUAUUCUUUGUUUUUAUUUGGGAGAUUAUUGUUUACAUGUUGUUGUAUGUAAAUUAUUAACUCGUUGCAUUAUUUAUUUAGAAUAUUUAGCAUAAACAGAUGAAAUAUAAAAAAUGGUUUAUGCA